AUGCUCAGGAAAGAUGAACAAAACGUGUACCAACAACUCACUCUGGGCCACUCUGACCAAGAUAUCACAAAUUUUCCGUCCGGUGACGCAGCUUUCACUUCCCCACAGCCAAAACAGCCUAGCAUAAAUAUAAAUCAUUUUGAACAUCAAAAACAAUCGCAAAACGUAAAUAUUAAAGACAAUUAUAUGACGAGUAAGUCCAAAGAUAGGACUAAAAAUGAUGAUGAUUUUGAUGUAAAUGAAUAUUUCGCAAGAUUGCAAGGCACUAGAUAUGUGAGCGCGCCGAUUAAUAGUAAUCUAAAAGAGGACCAGAACGCUAAUCUUCAGGCUGAAGAGAAUCUGGAGGAAAUAAACCUGAAUGAACCAGAUAAAACUCAGGUCCAAGAAGAUUUCCAGAAUAGCCUAACAGCGGAUAUAGCGCAAAACUUCUCCCAACUACCGACAGUGCUGCCUCAAGUCGCGAGCGCAGUCUUCAGUUCGUUCUCGAAUAUGUUAAGCUUGAAGAAUAAAGAACAGAUAUCUGAUGAUUGUAAGAAUUAUCAACACGCACAACUUCAGGAUAUGACGGUCUCUCCACCAGGGUCUGAACCUUUGGCACCGAGUGCGCCUCCGCUGAUGGAACCGCCAAUAACAAGUAACACAUCAAGUUACCGAAUCACGACUAAGAAGAAGGUGUACGCACAGAUACCUGGCAUAAUCUCUAGUGAUAAUAAUGUACACACGUUUAAUUUGCCAGCUGUUGGUCAAACGACAAGCUAUUUCACACCAGACAUGAGUGUCAAUGAUAGGAAAGAAGAGAAUGUUGCAGAAGUAGAGAUUAUAGAUAGGAAAGAAGAAGCUUACGAUAUGUUCAAUAAAAAUGCUCUUCAAACGGAACAAUUCUCUCAAAGUGUGAUGUCUGACCAGCAACAAGGAAUGAACGUUAAUGUUUUCCAUCAGGAGAUGCCUAGUCAACAGCAAGAAAAUAUCUAUAAUCAGAGUCAAAAAACUGCGUCUUCUCACACAGAAGCGUUAGGUCAAACGAAAGAGAUAGAUAUGCAGGAAAAUUUAAAAGACACCCUAAAUAGCUCGUUUAACAAAUUUAUUCCAAUAUCCCAGGAACCGUCCGCAAUAAUUCCACCACCUCCAAUGUUUAGUAGCUUACCGCGGAGAGACAGUCAAUCAUCAGGGAAGUCUGUGCUACCACCGUCAGUAGCGAGGCGUAUAGGCGCGCAUCAGCCAGUAAUCAAGAAUCAAACCUCAAACAUUCCCUUGCCUGAUAAUAUUUUUAUCCCAACUAUGUCUAAUAUUGGUUCAUCAGAUGCAAGUAAAGCACCACAGACCAAUUUAACGCAAUAUCCUCAACAAGAUUCUAUUUACAAUCCUCCAAUAGUCCAAACAAAAGAUUCUGGAGUUUCCAACCCUUAUAUGCAAACAAUAGGAAGUUUUCCUUCGCAGGACGCUGUUAAUACGUCAUUAUUCACACAACCAACCAAUACAGUGGAAGUUCCACUUCGACAAAAUAGUUCUAUUGAGUCAAAAGUGGGGUCAGAGGACAAGAAACUUUCUAAUAUAUUUACUCCAUACUCAGAAGCUACUAAACCCGUAAAUAUAGUUAACCAAAAUGUAAAUCAACCUGAAAAGACUGAACAAGCUUUACCUCCACUAUUCUUCAGCCCCGCAAAUGUAUCGCAAACAACGUUUAAUUCUCCACCACAAGAAAGCCAAACCGGGUCUAUUGCACAAAGUACAGUACCUCAAUUUCACAGCACGCCUACAGUCCCAGAGCCACCAAAAGUUAUUCCAGAACCACCAAAAGUAUCUGGCAAUUUAAACUAUAGAAUGACCAAAAAGAGACCUCAGUAUUAUUCUGGUCCAAUAGAAGGAUUUGGGAGCAUUAGUAAUAACAUAAAACCAACUAUACAGCCAGUUGAAACGAAUGCUUUUUCGGGGUCAUUAUUCCAGAAUGAACCCAUGCAAUCAGUUCCCCCAUUGUCUGUGGAUUAUAAUGCACCAGUCAUGCAAAACCCGUCAUAUGACAUGAAUAGCUCAAUAAAUUUAGCAGGCCAGUCAAUGGUUGAUCCAUAUUUACCACAAGGAAAAACUCACCAACAAAUUGAUUAUAAUACCGCAUUCGAUUUAAGCAGACCGACCACAGAAAGUUAUGAACAACCCCCGCCCUCAGAACCGAAAGGAUUCGGUAUCAUCGGAUCAUUAAAAUCUAAACUCAGCUCAAUAGAUAUCAAUAAAAUACAAAACACGGUAACGACGUUCUUCGACCCAGCUUACAACGAAUCCAAAAUUGAUCAAAACAACGCAACAGAAUCGAGUUUCCAUUCAAUCUCUGGGAAUUAUCAGAAUUUUCCACAGCACGAAAGCGCUGCUCUAGAAGUAUUUGUACCGAAUAUAGAAAACCAAUAUCAUCAGUCAAAUCCGUACAAUUACCAGCUACAGACCCAUCAGCUGUACAACAAUCAACAGUAUUAUCCCAAACAGGAGUAUUUCAAUCCACCCCAGGGUUAUUCAAACGAUUUCUAUUCUAACUAUCCGUCCAACACUAACUUAUCAACAACAGAUGCUUAUAUACCAGCAACUCCGUUUAAUAAUGACAACACUCAGUCAACAAAUGUUCAACCAUUAAGAGAUACUACACUACUAAGUCAUGAAUAUAUUCAACCUGAUAGAAAUUCUCAAGAAAAGGAAAAACAGGCAGCUAUUGAUGAUACACAACAAGUGGAAACUGCCAAAAGCGCACUUGAUGAAUUCGGAAUAACAGACGACGUUGAACAAAGUGAAAAUGUAAAUAAUUUGAAUCCGGUAAAGAUAAAUGAAGAAUGCGAUGUCGUUGAGGGAAUACCAGUAACUGAUUCCUUUGAAAACAAUUACGGUUUUCCUGAUAAAGUUAUACAACCACCACAAAAGUUAUGCAAGGAUAUUAAAUCUUUUAGCGUGACUAAAGAUGAUAAAACUUCGACGUCUAACACUGAUAUAAUAAAGGAGUUACAAUCCGUGGCGGAUUCUACCUUGAAGAAAGUCUUCGACUGCCAAACGCCUGUUGUAGUAGAAUCUGCUCUCGAAAAUGAUAAUAAUAUAACAUUAGCAGCGCCUAAAGCUACUGUGGAUCCAUUGAAAUCCUUUUUCGACUACCCACAUUCAAUAUGCCCACUGACUACUUCUAAGAAAGAUAAUAUAGAAUUGACUGAUUGUAACCUAUUGGCAAAUGACUCCUUGAAAUGCUUCUUCGAUUCUCCAGCUCCAACAUCUAAUCAUGGUUUGGAAUUAAAGAAUGAAUUUAUUAUCCAAAAUACACAAAGCGUAAUAAAUACUGGACAUGCUAUGCAAGGGAUUUCGGAAUCAGCUGAUUUCAAAGGCUUACCUACGGUAUUAAAGACUAAGAGUGAAAAUCUUCAAGCUCCUGCUCCUUCUACUGUUCAAAAUACUCUAAAUGAGACUCCACUAUUUUCAUUAUUUGACCAACCACAGCUGUUACCUCCUGUCCCGUCAUUCGAUUUAUCAAAAAUAUCCUCUUCAUCACUACCAGUAACAAACAAUGAAACAUCUGCUAUACAAAACAUAGAAAAUAAAAUGGAUAAUAUAUCUCUAUACGAUAACGUUGAUAAUAUGGUGAAGUUUGAACGAAGAUCGAGUUUCUUUGAUAAAACAAUGCCAAUAGAAAAUGAUAUAAAACCGCUCGAUAGUCAACCGACUGAUCUCAAUAUUUGUGAAACAAGCAGAGUGUUCAGUAAACCCGAGGAUAAGGAAGCAGAUUUAACCACACAGUUAAUUGAAAACAUCACCGCGCCAAUACAGUUAGCAAAUCCGGUUGACUUUCCGACUGCUGUAGGCGCAGCAGUCGUUACUACCGUUCCCGAUAUAUCAAAUUUCUCGAAUCAAUUUGCAGAAAUAUCUCACAUACCCGAAGAUAUUAUAGAAACUAUGAAACAACCUCCCUCCGUCGAGCUUAAAGAUAAUUUCCCCGCCGCAAUUAACUUUGGAUGGUCAGUGGGUGAAACGAAUCCAUCUAUCGGAUUCUAUGGCGACAAUUCGUUGUUUUUUGAAAAUGUACCUGCUAACGCUAGUGAUGAAAUCAAAGCAGAGUAUAAAAUUUCCCAAGACGAUGCUGUAGUUCUUCCACGUCAGUUGAGUAUACCCACAGCACCACCGGAGGAAGAUAACAAUUCUGAUGAGAGCGGACUCGAUGUCCAUUCUAUUGAACAAGACGCUAAAAAGGAUUUUCCGAUAUACGAAGAGUUUGUUAUUGAACCGUCAGAGACAGAUGAUGAUAAAAUUGAAUAUAAAGAAAGAGAGAAACUGUCAGAAGAAACUCCACAAGAGGUCGACACGUUUACGAAUAGAGUGGAGAGAUUUAAGCAAAUGGAAACGUCCACGGAUGUAAUUGAUGAUAAUGAGCUACAGAAAACUGUUAAACCUAUAACUUUAGCCACAUCUACCAGUCCAGCAGUGACGAUCGCGUCUUAUUUCGAUACCGGUAACUACGCGGUUGAGAAUCAUUACAAAAAUUCCCUAACCUCACCAACGGCGAUAGCAUUCAACGCUAAUAUCAACCUAACAUCGACCAUUCCACCAGGAUUUGAAGAUGAAUUCAACAAAAACCUAGCAGGAAUAUCAUCCAUGGAACCACCAGUUGAUUUUAAGAUCGGAAACAUAGUUCACGUGCCAGAAACAUCCACUCAAACUUCUUUAACGAUUUCGCAAACUUUUUCGCAAGCAAGCAGCGCUCCAUUAAACGUUGUUACGACACAAAUUGUAACGAUGAGUUCUUUUGUUCAAGAAACUGCAGCAACUAAACCUGACAGAUUGCCAGCUUUUUCAAGUAUUAUUGAACCAAAAAGUGAAAUUUCCGACGAUGUACCCUCAGUAUUCGAUAAACAAACCGAAGACACUACGCCUGCUGCUAAUACGUUGUCGGAUUCUUCAAAUUUAUUUUCAAACACUGAAACUUCUUCUAACGCAGACGUUUACAGCAAUUUCAGUCGUCUCUCUAGCUAUUUCUCAUCUCCACCUCAGCCAGAUCACUCGAAGUCUUUUUUUGAGUUAAGCCAAUCCCAAAACCAUUACAGGCACAAACCCGAACAUUUCGAUACCAUUCAAAGUAAUGUCAAAAAUUUCUUCCAAUCAGAUCCCAAUAAAGUGAAAAACAUUCCACAAAAUUCAUCAAAUAUGAAUCUAGUUCGCGAUUUAGCCUCAUAUAAAAGUUUCACCCCAAACGAUGUAGUUAAGACAGUCAACUAUUUCACAGUCGAAUACGAUAUUGACACAAUAAAAGUCGGCGAACCGAAAUCAUCUAUAGAUUUAAACGAAAAACACAUUGAAAGCGAUUACGACCAACCCAAUGAACUAGGUAACACUGACGGCGCAAGUCUUAACAUAGUCGAUAUUAUAAAGAAUUGCAAAUAUUGCUGUGACACAAUCAAAAUAGACUUAAAUUGCAAUUAUUCCAAAAUAAGAACCUGUAUGGACACAUCCGAUAGCAAGAAAGGAGAUGCGAAUAUGGAAACCAAAAAAGAUGAUAUAAAAAAAUCUGUCACUAUAAAUUUUUGUGACCCUUCAUACAAUGACACUAACGAAAGUGUCGUUGUAUCAUCAGAGAAUCGGAGUUCGUCAGAGUAUUCGCCGGUCAAGCAUCACUGGUUCUAUCGAGUCGACUGCGAGGGUAAAUCUAUUUGGCGCGGCUUCUCAGUCGCUGAUUCGAGAGCAUUGGAAAACGCGUUUAUAAGUCCUGAUCUAAACGAAAAUACAGUUGUAGCAACAGACGGGGGUAGAUUUGACGUGAACGUAGUCGGACGACUUAGGAUUCCAGUGUACUGGUCGGAAAAACCGACAAACGUUAUGAGAUGUAGCUGGUUUUACAAAGGAAACAUCGAUGCGAGAUACGUUCCGUAUGCUGAGUCGGUUGCUGAGAAAUUAGAGGAAGAAUACCACCACGGUAUUACAACGGGAGAGUGGCACAGACGUCUAAUGUUGCCGAACAACGAAAUGGUAGUGAUGCACGGCCCAGCGGUUAUGGUACACUUCCUGCAGACGAGCCCCACGGACGCGUUUAGCUCCACACCGAAAACUAUGUUAUUCUGUGAUUUAGUCGAAUAUUACCUACGUUACCUGAUAUUCCCCGAAUUACCUGUCACUCCCCAGCUGUUUACCUUUGGUAAGCGCGUGUACAGAAACCCACCAAAAAUUAAAGUAGCCGGUGAUCAACUCAACAAAAUAGAUCAUCUCAUCUUCCUUGUACACGGCGCUGGUGAAUAUAGAAAUCAGAAGGAGAAAAUUCAAUCAACAAUGCGCCCUCGUGUGGUUCGAAGAGGUUGUGUUGAAUCUGAAAUCGAGGAUACAGAGCCAUCUAGUAUAGAUCACCUCCUGCUGUUGUGUCAUGGCGUCGGAUCCGCUUGCGACAUGCGUUUCCGGUCAGUGGAGGAAGUCGUGGACGACUUCCGAACAACAAGUCUUCAACUGAUUCAGUCACAUUAUAAGAACUCAUAUGACAGUGGCAUCAUUGGGAGAGUGGAGGUAUUGCCAAUAUCCUGGCAUUCAAGUCUACAUUCAGGUGAAACUGGCGUUGAUAGAAGACUAGCUGCUGUUACCCUCGAGAGUAUACCGCGACUGAGGAACUUCACCAAUGACACUAUACUGGACGUAUUGUUCUAUACCAGCCCGGUUUACUGUCAGACUAUAGUCGACACUGUUUGCAGUGAACUGAACAGAAUAUAUAAGUUGUUUAAGUCAAGGAACCCUGACUUCAAGGGAGGCGUUUCGUUGGGAGGUCAUUCCCUGGGUAGUGUUAUUCUAUACGAUCUGCUAUGUCAUCAGACGGCUAAGGAAUUGGAAAGUAAUUCCAGUAAGCAGUACGUCCAAGGCUGUGCUGGUACAGGUCAACCGAGUGUUAAAUAUCCGCGGCUAGUUUUUUAUCCAGAUGCCUUAUAUGCACUUGGGAGCCCCAUAGCUAUAUUUGAAUGUAUAAGAGGUGUGGAGACAUUAGGAAAGGAUUUCUGUCUGCCGACUUGCAAGAAUUUUUUCAACAUUUUCCAUCCCUACGAUCCGAUAGCGUACAGGUUAGAGCCGAUGAUAAAUCCUUCAUUAAGGAACGUUAAGCCUUACCUGAUUCCACAUCAUAAAGGAAGGAAAAGAAUGCAUUUAGAAUUGAAGGAUACAAUGGCGAGAGUGGGUGCGGAUAUUAAACAGAAGCUGAUUGAAUCUAUACGGAAUACUUGGACCAGUAUGUGGAGGAAGGAGACCGGGCAGGUGGAGGUUGUACAAGAGGACCCCGAGAAAGAAGAACUGACUUCAGAUGCUAAAGAAGAAAAUAAUCAAUAUGAGGCCACUCCUGAUGAGUUGGGUCAGUUGAACGGCGGCCGGCGCGUGGACCACGUGCUGCAAGAAGCGCCCUUCGAGAUAUUCAACGAGUAUCUGUUCGCUAUGACCAGCCAUGUGUGCUACUGGGAAUCCGAAGACACUAUGCUAGUAAUGCUCCGUGAGAUAUACAACGCACUGGGAGUGACGCCCGACUGUAGCCUGCCGCAGAAUACUAUGACCGUGGAGAGGAGCCGGCUUACGGAAGAUCAAGAUGUCAAGAGUGAUAUGUCUCCCGGUGAGUAG
Molecule: messenger RNA, 7590 nt
Organism: Danaus chrysippus (African queen)
Lineage: Eukaryota; Metazoa; Arthropoda; Insecta; Lepidoptera; Nymphalidae
Source: the annotation of a GenBank genome assembly